GUGUUAAAAAGUAAUACGUUAUUAAAAGGGGAAAAAAGUUAUAAAUGGAAAAAAUAAUGCUUCUUUGGAAUAAAACCACUAACAUAAAUAUAAAACUAAUAAAAUUUAUUAAGCGAAAAUGGAUCCCUUUUGGAAUCCCCCAAGUUAUGGGAAUCCGGAGAAGUGGCCAGUGGGAUAUGGGGAAGGUUCCCGGCACCCCGGCGGCGGCGGCACAGACAGUUACUAUGAACAACUCUCCCCGCUUCCACCGUUCCCACCACAAUAUCAAUACCCUCAUGACUAUCAACAACCUCCGCCGUCGCCUCCCCGGCAAUAUCAGUACUACCCUCAUGACUACCAACAACCUCCGUCGUCGCCUCCGGUGUUCCCAAACUACCAAUACCCUGACAGCUGUCACUACGCUUCCACGGCUCACUCUCAAACCCACCCUACUUACGGCCAAGGUGUUGGCGGAGGCGGCGGCGGCGGCAAUUAUUACGGCCGGUUCCCGGCGUACUAUGAGCAGCAGGAAAGCAGCGUCGGCAGCAACGUUUUCCCACCGCCGCCGGAAGAGCGCGAAGAAGAGCGGCUUCCGAAGUUUUCGGAGCAGUACCAUUUUCACCAGGGGCCGGACGGCAAAACAAUCAAAACGGUGAUCAAAAAGUACCUGCCUUGGAAUGACAAAAAGAACAAGAAAAAGUGAUUAUUAGGAUUUAGGACCAUGGGCUAUAAUAAUAUACUCCCUAAUUCUUCCUUAAUUGCUUAGUUUAAUACGGGGUAAGUUCUUUAA
This is a messenger RNA of Cuscuta campestris, 769 nucleotides long. The record is from the annotation of a GenBank genome assembly. NCBI's taxonomy places the organism in Eukaryota, Viridiplantae, Streptophyta, Magnoliopsida, Solanales, Convolvulaceae.